UGACAUCACCCACUGGCUCUUCUUGGUUAGAAUCGUCUGGGUUGUGCAAUUCAGCUUGAAUUGCACUGCUUAAACACAGAAAAAAGGAGGGAUAUUGUUUUAGUUAGACACCAGAACGAGUAGUUUUAUAAACAGAAACUCCAUGGUUUCUCGGUCUAUCUCUGACGAACAGGGAGGUUUACACAUGUAAUUGUACGUCAUAGGAAUAAACUGCUUUUUUAAGGACUGUAUUUAUUUUAUGGACGCUUGUGUGAGGAUAAGGGAAUAAGAUAUUAUCAUGUAAAUAAAACUGCUGUGGUCGGUAUAUUCAAAUCAAACACAAUAGAAUGAAUUAAUGCAGGCUUCACAGUCUGACAUUUGGAAUAAACGAGUAAGCUGGUCGGUUUGUAAACAAGCUGUCAGUUAAAAUACCGUUCACAGUUCAUUCAUUAGCAAACGGUGGUUUUCCUACAAGCAGCGUUGACUUUUCUAAAAAAAAAAAAAAAAAAAAAAAAAAAAAAAAAAGCUAUAUAUCUAUAUAUUUCAGACGUAGUAAGAUACAUGACCGGCUUAUGUGAAAUCGUCAAGAUUUGGUGCUGAUCGUUCAAACUGAUAUAUGGGGUAUUUAUUCAAACAGCCCAUAUGUGUGGAUAUUUCUAUUUCAUCUGCCUGCUAACUCGCUGAAAAAGGCCGAGAGUGGAUUUUAAACGGAGUGAGAUACGCAGCUUUUAUAUAUAUAUAUAUAUAUAUAUAUAUAUAUAUAUAUAUAUAUAUAUAUAUAUAUAUAUAUACACACACAGCUCUCAGGACCCACAGAUCAAACACGGAUUUAGUUAACACAUCCUGUUUGAAUUCACCAAUGUUUUUAUUUUCCGAAUGAUGGUAUUACUAUCGGUCCCGACAUUGUGAUGCACUGAAUAAUUCAAUGCGAGUGCACGCAGAGGAGCUGUCUAGUCUGCGGUGGUGCUGAUGCGGCUUGACCAUGGCUGCAGGAAAGUUGCUCCUCUACUCUGGCCUUUCUCUCGCCCUCUGCGCAUUGGGCAUGCUCGCAGUGGCUAUCUGCUCCGAUCACUGGUACGAAACCGACGCCAAGAGAUACAGGGAAAGGUGCAAGAGCUUCAGCAGCAGGAGGAACGACCCGGGCUUUAUAUACAUCCCCAACAACAGCCUUCCACUGAGGGCUAGCAGAUCGAAACUGGGCAGCUGGGAAGAAAAGUUGCUGUUGGCGAGAAAUCGGAGGCAGCUUUUUGCCAUGAGCGCAGCAGACGAGUGUAGCAGGCAAUAUAACUCCACCAACAUGGGGCUCUGGACCAAAUGCCAUCGACUAGGGUUCGACCAGGAUAUGGAGGACCUAAUUGCCAAAGGUUCCAUCGAGAGAUGCUCUUACAUGAAGUACCACUACUCUUCCGCUGCAAUCCCCAAAAACCUCUCCUACAACAUCACCAAGACUAUUCGACAGGACGAGUGGCACUCUUUGCACCUGCGCCGGAUGACGGCUGGGUUCAUGGGCAUGGCGGUUGCCAUUAUUCUCUUUGGCUGGAUUGUCGGGGUGCUGGGGUGCUGCUGGGACCAGGGACUCAUGCAAUAUGUGGCAGGCCUGCUUUUCCUCAUGGGAGGCACUUUCUGCAUCAUAUCUCUCUGUACCUGUGUGGCUGGAAUCAACUUUGAGCUCUCCCGGUACCCUCGCUAUCUUUAUGGGUUGCCUGAUGACAUCAGCCAUGGUUACGGCUGGUCCAUGUUCUGUGCCUGGGGUGGCCUGGGGCUUACCCUCAUUGCCGGCUUCUUCUGCACACUGGCCCCCUCUGUCCAGCCCCUGCCCCGCUCUACCUGCCCUAAAUCCAGGCCAGAGAAUGGCACUGUCUGCUAAAGACAUAGAUCUAACAAAACCACCAACACCACAACCACCCUCUCCAAGCAGAGAGGCAUCUGUUCUGGUUACCAGAAGGCCCUUUCAUUCCUUAUUUUAAGGGCCCCACUCAAGAACAAGAUGGAAGUCUCACCUCUGACCUUUCCUGGCUAUAUAUUAUAAAUUUAUAAAUAUAUACCUUUUUUUUUUUUUUUUUUUU
Molecule: messenger RNA, 2045 nt
Organism: Polyodon spathula (Mississippi paddlefish)
Lineage: Eukaryota; Metazoa; Chordata; Actinopteri; Acipenseriformes; Polyodontidae
Product: transmembrane protein 178B-like
Exons: 5
Coding region: 962-1846 (294 amino acids)
Cellular component (GO): membrane
Source: RefSeq, a predicted model, not a curated record